UCGACCGGCCGGCAGCCGCGGUAGCAAGCAUAGCCGGCAAACUCGGAUCGACUGGGGCGGCUCAACAAUGGCGGCAGCGCCGGUGUCCGUGCCGCGCAUGAAGCUGGGGUCGCAGGGGCUGGAGGUCUCGGCGCUGGGCCUGGGCUGCAUGGGCAUGUCGGCGGUGUACGGCGAGCGCAAGCCCGAGGCCGACAUGGUCUCGCUCCUCCGCCACGCUGUCGCCGCCGGCGUCACCUUCCUCGACACCUCCGACGUCUACGGCCCUCACACCAACGAGCUCCUCCUCGGCGAGGCGCUGCGGGGCGGGGCGCGGGAGGAGGUGCAGCUCUCCACCAAGUUCGGCAUCACGCCGGACUUGAGGGAGGUGCGCGGCGACCCGGCAUACGUGCGCGCGGCGUGCGAGGGCAGCCUCCGGCGGCUCAGCGUUGAGUGCAUCGACCUCUACUACCAGCACCGCAUCGACACCACGGUGCCCGUCGAGGCCACGAUUGGUGAGCUCAAGAAGCUGGUUGAAGAAGGGAAGAUAAAAUACAUCGGACUAUCCGAAGCGUCUGCAUCGACAAUCAGAAGAGCGCAUGCAGUUCAUCCCAUCACCGCCGUCCAGCUGGAGUGGUCUCUCUGGUCACGAGAUGUCGAACAAGAUAUAAUCCCAACCUGCAGAGAACUUGGCAUUGGUAUCGUGGCAUACAGUCCAUUAGGCAGAGGGUUUUUCUCCAGUGGAGCUAAACUGGUCAACGAACUGCCUGACGGUGAUUUUCGCAAGAAUCUACCAAGAUUCCAGCCUGAGAACCUGGAGAAGAACGCCCUGAUAUUUGAGCGUGUCAGUGCGAUGGCCGCAAGGAAAGGAUGCACCACAUCGCAGCUCGCUCUAGCCUGGGUUCACCAUCAGGGAAGUGAUGUCUGCCCUAUACCUGGAACCACAAAGAUCGCCAACUUCAACCAGAACCUCGGAGCGUUGUCGGUGAAGCUCACGCCCGAGGAGAUGACAGAGCUCGAGUCCUAUGCCGCCACAGACGAUGUCCAAGGUGACCGGUAUCACAGGACAUUUCUAAACACCUGGAGAGAUUCUGAGACCCCUCCUUUGUCAUCUUGGAAGGGCAAUUAGAAAUGUGCUAUUAUCAUCUUAGUUCAUUGACAGGAGCAAUACAUGUGUUUGUGUUGCUUGCAUCAGAGCACCUCUAGCUAGGUGAUGAUAUAUCACACAAGCAAAUAAAUGUUCUAAGGAUCUUUGAAUAUCUUGUUUCUCAUUAAUAUAAAUCGCUUUUUAU
Setaria italica (foxtail millet) is the source of this 1268-nucleotide messenger RNA. RefSeq names its product probable aldo-keto reductase 3. NCBI's taxonomy places the organism in Eukaryota, Viridiplantae, Streptophyta, Magnoliopsida, Poales, Poaceae. Bases 68 to 1105 code for a protein of 345 amino acids. The transcript has 4 exons. The record is from RefSeq and is a predicted model, not a curated record. Gene Ontology annotation, cellular component: cytoplasm.